AUGUCAAUGCCGGCGAAGAAGUUUGCAGGCAUUGCUCUGUUGGAAGAGAGUUCGUUCGUGUGUCACCAGAAAGGCCUCUGGGUCAUCAUCUUGGACAAGAAGUGGACCAUAGACUGUUUCUUAUCUCAAAUGAUGGUACUGCUUGUAUUGAUUGUGAGUUCUGUGUUCUGUGGCCAUUUAGGAAAAAUUGAAUUGGAUUCUGCUAUGCUUGCUUCAGCUGUCAUAAAUAUAACUGGCAUAUCAAUCGGCUCUGGAUUAAGUGCCGGAUGUGAUACACUGAUGUCCCAGACAUAUGGCAGCAAGAAUUUGAAGCGAGUGGGAACAAUCCUGCAGAGAGGAAUUCUUAUUCUAAUGCUUUGCUGCUUCCCUUGCUGGGCAAUAUUAAUUAAUACGGAGCAGAUCCUUCUACUGUGCAAACAGAACCCAGAUAUCGCCAGGCUAACGCAAAAGUAUGUGAUGAUCUUUUUACCUGGUCUACCUGCAGUAUUUCUUCAGCAGCUGCAAUCAAAAUAUUUAUACAAUCAGGGUAUAAUAUGGCCCCAGUUCUUCACUGGUGUAGCAGCAAACAUCAUCAAUGCUGUUGUCAAUGCUAUUUUCAUAUACGUCCUUAAGAUGGGCAUAGAAGGUUCAGCUUGGGCAAACACAAUUUCUCAGUGGACAAUGUCACUUUUACUUUUUACAUACACAGUGGUUAAAAAAGUGCAUGUGGAAACAUGGGGAGGAUGGUCCAAAGACUGCCUUCAGGAGUGGGAUUUAGAACAUCUCUGCAAAAGUCAAGACAAGUCGAAAGACAAGAGGAAAAAAACAGAGAAGAAUAGAAAUAAGGAUAAAAAUGGAAACAAAAACCCCCCUUGGCUUAUUAGUGUUGUGGACCUGGGGGGACAAGUCAUUAUGUUGGAGUUGUUAUCAUUGGCUAUAAUGCUUCCAAUUGGCUUUGGCACGGCUGCCAAUGUCAGGAUUGGAAAUGCUUUAGGAGCUGGAGACAUCGAACAAGCCAUAAAGUCUUGUAAAGUUGUACUUUGCUGCACAGCAAUUGGUUGCUUGUUGAUCAGCAGUAUUGCACUUGCACUGAAAAAUGUCAUAGGUUAUAUGUUUACAACUGAUAGGGAUAUUGUUGCUUUAGUUUCAAAAAUCAUGCUCCUAUUUGCUCCAUUUCACCUGUUUGAUGGAACAACUGUAACUUGCUGUGGAAUAUUAAGAGGAAUGGGAAAGCAAAAAAUUGGUGCUAUUACAAAUAUUUUUGGUUAUUACUUCAUUGGGAUUCCGGUUGGAUUAUCGCUGAUGUUUCCAGCAAAACUUGGGGUUAUAGGUCUAUGGACUGGAAUGUUUUGUCCGGUAUUGCUGCAAACUUGCAUCUAUAUACCUUACAUCUUUUGCAUUAACUGGCACAAGGUCUGUGAAGAGGCAAGAAUAAGAGCUGGAGUGAAGCCAGUAGAAGUCCCUGACCCGACAAUCUCACAAACAGAUAUUUUGAAAUCUCAAUUUGGCUUGGUGGAAAAAGGAAAUCAUAUGAUCACCAAAAGAUGA
Molecule: messenger RNA, 1527 nt
Organism: Nanorana parkeri
Lineage: Eukaryota; Metazoa; Chordata; Amphibia; Anura; Dicroglossidae
Product: multidrug and toxin extrusion protein 2-like
Exons: 19
Coding region: 1-1527 (508 amino acids)
Biological process (GO): xenobiotic detoxification by transmembrane export across the plasma membrane
Cellular component (GO): membrane
Molecular function (GO): xenobiotic transmembrane transporter activity; antiporter activity
Source: RefSeq, a predicted model, not a curated record